Hyla sarda is the source of this 3695-nucleotide messenger RNA. Its product is annotated as alpha-2-macroglobulin-like protein 1. Gene Ontology annotation, cellular component: extracellular region. Bases 1 to 3084 code for a protein of 1027 amino acids. NCBI's taxonomy places the organism in Eukaryota, Metazoa, Chordata, Amphibia, Anura, Hylidae. Gene Ontology annotation, molecular function: endopeptidase inhibitor activity. The transcript has 26 exons. The record is from RefSeq and is a predicted model, not a curated record.
AUGGAGACGGCAAAAUACUUACCCAAACAGCCAUUGACAGACCCUGCAGACCCUGAUGAAAUUAUACCAGUGUAUGAAGAUGGUUUUGCAUCAUUGAUCCCAUCUUACACAAGCACAGUAAGCCAAGUGAAAAUCAGAAGCGAGCCUUUUGUCUUACCCUGCAAUGAGAAAGUGAACCUCUGGGCAGACUAUGUCCUGGAUCCUUCAGAGUACACAGAAGAGACCAUAAACUUCUAUUACCUGGUUGUUGCAUCCGGGAGCAUUGUCUCAAGCUCAAUUAUAAGGCACGCAAUCUCUUCAGAUGGAGGACUAAGAAGCGUAUUCCCUUUCCCUGUUAUGGUCACCUCUGACAUGUCACCGGCUGCCACCAUUAUAAUUUACGCUGACCUUCACAAUGGAGAUCUGAUUGCUGACAGCAGAAAAAUCCCAGUCACCAGCUGCUUCCCCAACACUGUUUCCCUGCAGUUUUCGGAGGAGCAGAGUCUUCCUGGCUCUAUGGUGAAUCUUCACAUCAGUGCUCAUCCAAACUCUUUGUGCAAUGUCCGAGCCGUGGAUAAGAGCGCCGAGCUCCUGAAAUCUGAAGAGCAUCGGGCAGAGGACACUGUGAAUGAAUUCCUAAAGAAUUGGGAUACAUAUGGUUACCCUAGAGAAGUUGAAGAGCUUCAGAAAUGCCCAGAUGGUUCUCCUCCUGAUAUCGUAGAAGCUUCUGAAGAGCCUGAUACAUUCAGCUUUUUUGAGAAUUCUGGGAUGAAAAUUUUAACUAACUUUCAGAUUCGGAAGCCGCUGAGUUGUGAAUUGCAGACAACCACGAUGACACUUCUGUCCACUAAUCUAUAUCAAUUAAAUGCUGAAAGUGUCUUCCAAGAAUUUGUAGCAUUCUCAGCGGGCUCAGCCGCCAUACCAACACCACUAGAAAAAGUGCGCAAAAUAUUCCCAAGUACCUGGUUAAUGAACACUGUGCCAAUAGGACCCACUGGUGAACUGAACUAUUCACUCACAGCUCCAGACACCAUCACCCAGUGGAACGCAGAUGCUUUUUGCACAGCCAACAUCGGUCUUGGUUUUUCCCCCCGAACUCAUCUCCAAGUUUUUAAACCAUUCUUUGUGUACGUGAACAUACCAUACUCAAUUAAACAAGGGGAAAUUUUGACAGUAAAGGCAAUUGUCCUCAACUUCAUUGGGCAGUGUAUCAAGGUCAGUGCAACUUUGUACCAGACUGAAGACUUUCAACUGGAACCAUGUGAAGAUUGUACAUACAGUGCCUGUCUCUGCAGUGAUCCAACCUACACCUUUACCUGGAAAAUUCUACCUUUAACCAUGGGAACUAUCAAUAUCACGAUUGGCACGGAGGCAUUGAGCACUAGUGAUCUGUGUGAUGGACAGAAGCCUAUAGUUCCUACAGAAGGAAACUCAGAUAUUGUACAGAGGCGACUUAUAGUUGAGGCAAAGGGAAUGCCAGUAGAAAAUACACGCAAUUUGCUCCUAUGCACUUUUGAGUCUCACACCAUCCCAUUGGACCUUCCUGAGAAUGUGGUGCGUGGAUCCCAGUCAGCAGAAGUAACUGUAACAGGUGAUAUAAUGGGAAAGCCACUAAGCAACUUGUAUUAUCUAGUGAAGCUGCCAAUAGGCUGUGGAGAGCAGAAUAUGAUAUUACUCGCCCCUAUCAUAUCCGCUAUAAUAUACUUGGAUACCACAGGGCAACUGACUGAUGAAAUUGUGGAACAGGCAAAUGGCUUCAUGGAAACUGGAUACCAGAAUCAACUGAAUUACAAGCAUACGGAUGGAUCCUACAGCACUUUUGGGAAUAGGGAUCCAUCUGGAAGUACAUGGCUGACGGCAUUUGUCGCAAGAGUUUUUUAUCAGGGUCAGAAAUAUAUCGAUAUAGAUGAUAGUCAAAUUACAGCUCCUCUCGACUGGUUGAAAGGGCAACAAGAAAGCAAUGGCUGCUUCAAAAGUUCAGGCCAGUUAGUUCACAAGGAGAUUCAGGGAGGAGAGGACAGUCAGAUCUCACUCACUGCAUAUGUUACUUCUGCAUUUCUAGAAGCAGGAAAGAAUAAUUACGAUGAAGUUAUAGAGAAAGCUAAGCAAUGUCUUGAAAACUGCACUCAACCGCAAAGCUCAACCUACACUAAAGCACAAUGUGCAUACACUUACACUCUGCUGGGGGAUACAGAGAAAAGAACACAACUUUUGGAGCAGCUGGAUGAAGUGGCUAUAAAGAAUGAUGAAAAGACGCACUGGUCUAUAAAUUCUGACCUCCCUAAAGAUGAUCCAUUAUGGUCCAAGCCAAACUCUGCAGAUGUGGAGACCACAGCAUACGUUGUGUUGGCAUUGGUUUCUGAGAACGAACCGAGCAAAACCGACCUAGGGGCGGCAGUACCUGCAGUUCGCUGGUUGACUUCCCAACAAAAUCCCAAUGGAGGAUUUGCCACCACUCAGGACACAGUGGUUGGACUGGCGGCUCUCUCCACUUACGGUUAUUUAACCUUCGUUGAUGAAAGCAUGCCUACUGUCUCCAUCACCAAUGACAAAGGAUUUAAUGCAAAUGUCACUGUGAAUCCCCAGAAACUUACAGAAGUGCAGGUCGUGGACUUACCUGACAUCCCAGCAGAGUAUACACUGGAGGCAUCAGGAAGUGGUUGUGCAUAUGUGCAGAUUACAGAAAAAUACAAUGUUAUGGAUCCAGAACCAGUAGGAACAUUUAACCUUGAUUUCGAGAUCACACCAGUUCACUGCCCCCCUCACCCGCUGCCAUUAUUCACCAUGGAUAUCACUGUCAGUGUAAGUGAUGCAAGUGAAGAUUCUAACAUGGCUCUUAUUAUUAUAAAAUAUCUUUCUGGAUUUGUCGCCACAGAAGACUCUAAGAAUAAGCUCUUAAGUAAUGACUUGGUGAAGAGAGUGGAAAGUAGCCAGAGCGAUGUUACUAUCUAUGUGGAAAAGUUGACCUCUACACCAAUAGAGCUCUCUAUAGAGAUGGAGGAACAAUUUGUAGUGGAGAACUUGGACCCAGGACUGAUAUAUGUAAAGGAUUAUUAUGAGACCGAGCGACAUUCCGAAUUGCUUUAUUAUAACCCCUGUGCUUAAGGACCUGAUAUGAGAAUUGUGGAAUAUAUGAAGAUCACAGUCAUCUGAAAAAUGAAUUAUUUAAUAUAUAAAGUCAUAAUAAUAUUUUUAAUAUUUAUUUAUUUAUUUAAUAAUGCUAAUUAUUUCCCUUUAUAUCAAUAAUAUUUUAUUUAAUUAAUUGCUGAAUAUAUUAAUUUAUUGGGGGAAAAAAUUAUGGAUUUGCUUACCGAUUGAUAACUUGUAAAAUUGUAACCUAUAUAUCUUACUGCCCAAACUAAUUUCUCUACUGUCGAAUAGACCUUAUAUUUUCUAGGGGAAAUAGUUACUAUCAUGAAAAUGAUUAUGGCAUUAAUAAGAUGUUAUAGGUGCUAAGGCUACAUGGCUGAUAUCAUAUAUACUAUUGUAGAUACAAUUGUUGUAACAACACAGAUUUAACCAUAGAGUUUUAGACAUCAGCCAUGUGAAGGACAAAUUUAAACCCAUUUGUUAUAAAAAUGUUUAUUAAAAUGUUGUGUGCUCUUCUGUAUGUUCUCUAAACUUUCUUACUGGAAAAAAUAUCUUGCUUCUUAAAAGAAAUACUAGAAUUUGAAUAAUUAUGUAAUGACAUUUAAAAUUAAAUAAAGCUUUACCAA